GGCAUACAAACACAGUCCUUGCCUUAUAGGCUACAAAACUGUCAGAUUAUAAACCAUAAGAACCAGAUACCAAAUACAUUAAGCGGAGAAUGACUGAAGUGAAAGAGGUGCCAUCCAAGUUUCUACCCCCGGAAUGGUGGCUGACAAAUCAGAUACACUAUGAGAGUGCGGAGAUGGAGCGUGCGCGGUCUGAGCGUCUUAUCGCAGAGAGCCAGGCGCUGGUGGAAGAAAGUGACAAGGCAGCACAACGCAUGCAACAGGAUGUUAAAAAGAAGCUGGAGCAGAGGAUCCAGGACAUCAAGUUCUGGAAGCAGGAGCUGAACAAGAAGCUGGGGGAGAUGGUACAGGAGAUUGAUGUGCUACUGACCUUCAGGACCAGGGUUGAGAGGGCUCUAGAGAGCUGCUCGGAGCCCUUGCGAGUCACUCUGCAGUGUCUGGCUGAGAGGGAGAAGCGUGUGGGGAUUGACCUGGUGCACGAUGAAGUUGAGAGGGAACUGAUAAAGGAAAAGGAAGUGAUUGAGGGAGUGACCUCACUGCUGAAACGCAGCCUGGAGCAGACCAAUGAGCAGAUCAGACUGAACCGUUCUGUGAAGUACCACCUAGAGAAUGACCUGCGGAACAAGUUCCAGACAGAGCAGAUUGAUGACUACUGCUCCAUCCUCACCAGCACCUCUCCUAGCCUCUGCAAAGCUGAGGAUAGGUACCACAGCACUGCAAGUACCACUGUGACCCCAAAGGAGUGGGAAACAUUCUGCAACAUGAACAUCACAAAGGCUGAGCAAGAGAAGAACAACUCCCUGUCGCUUAGAGUCCUACUGGACAGCCUGUUAGAGCAGACUGCCACAGAUAUGCUCAGACAGAAUCAGACUGUAGGGGCUGCACUGGAGCUGCACAUUCAGGACACAAAGAACGCCAAGGAGCAGCUGGAAGACCACUUGGUAAAGGUGCUAUCAGAAAUUUCAAGCCAGGAGAGCAACCUGGCAUCUCUACGAUUGGCCAUUGAAGCCAAGCAGGGGCCCCUCCAAGUUGCACAGACCCGACUGGCGGCUCGCAGUCAGAGGCCUAACGCCGAGCUCUGCCACGACCCUGCACACGUGCAGCUGUUAGCAGAGGUCCAGGAGCUCUCUGAUCAGAUCAAGAGGCUCACUGCGAGCCUGUCCCAGGCGGAGAUGGAGCUUCGAGCCCUGACCCGGACCCAGUUGUCCCUGGAGGAGCACAUCCAGGUCAAGUCACACUCCCUCUACAUCGGCGAGGUCAUCUGCAGGCAGCUCCGCCAGCCCGUCGUCAUUCACAAAUUUUGA
Megalops cyprinoides (Indo-Pacific tarpon) is the source of this 1301-nucleotide messenger RNA. It is a transcript of the gene tekt1, whose product is annotated as tektin 1. The transcript is spliced from 7 exons. The record is from RefSeq and is a predicted model, not a curated record. Bases 90 to 1301 code for a protein of 403 amino acids. Lineage: Eukaryota; Metazoa; Chordata; Actinopteri; Elopiformes; Megalopidae. Gene Ontology annotation, cellular component: microtubule cytoskeleton; nucleus. Gene Ontology annotation, biological process: cilium movement involved in cell motility; cilium assembly.